Molecule: messenger RNA, 3903 nt
Organism: Neopsephotus bourkii (Bourke's parrot)
Lineage: Eukaryota; Metazoa; Chordata; Aves; Psittaciformes; Psittacidae
Gene: MTNR1A
Product: melatonin receptor 1A
Exons: 3
Coding region: 543-1277 (244 amino acids)
Biological process (GO): G protein-coupled receptor signaling pathway
Cellular component (GO): membrane
Molecular function (GO): melatonin receptor activity
Source: RefSeq, a predicted model, not a curated record
CCCUGCUCUGGGAGGCGGUGGUGCAGCAGCAGGAUGAGAGUGAACGAGAGCGAUCUGAACAGCUCCGUCCUCCCGCGGGACCCUCCGUCCGAGGGCGCCCCGCGCCGCCCGCCGUGGGUGACCUCCACCUUGGCUGCCAUCCUCAUCUUCACCAUCGUGGUGGACCUGUUGGGCAACCUCCUGGUCAUUAUCUCCGUCUACCGCAACAAGAAGCUGAGGAACGCGGGUGAUCCCCGGACAUCCUGUUGUGCCCUGAGAGACAAUGGGUAGCCCGACACAUAUUUGACUCAAGGGAGAUAACUUGUAGAAGACUAAGUUGUAGCACAGAUUCAGGGUUCUGAUGAAAACUGAGAUGUUGAUGGCAAUGAACAUUAUUUCAGACAUGAAAAACUUCCAAUAUUAAAAAUGGAAAUGUGUUUGUUGUAAGCCUGGCAGUUGCAGACUUGGUUGUAGCAAUCUACCCAUAUCCACUGGUGCUCACAUCUGUAUUUCACAAUGGAUGGAAUCUGGGAUACCUUCAGUGCCAGAUUAGUGGCUUCUUGAUGGGCCUAAGUGUCAUUGGAUCAAUCUUCAAUAUUGCAGGCAUCGCUAUCAAUCGGUACUGCUAUAUCUGCCACAGUCUCAAAUAUGACAAGCUGUACAGCAACAAGAAUUCAUUGUGCUACGUUGUUCUUAUCUGGGUCCUAACAUUUGUUGCUAUCGUGCCCAACCUUUUUGUGGGAUCACUGCAGUAUGACCCCAGGAUUUACUCAUGUACAUUUGCACAAUCAGUGAGCUCAGCAUAUACAAUAGCAGUUGUGUUUUUCCAUUUCCUGCUCCCCAUAGCCAUUGUUACUUUCUGUUACUUGAGAAUAUGGAUCCUUGUUAUUCAGGUAAGGCGAAGGGUUAAACCAGAUAACAACCCCAGGCUGAGACCACAUGACUUUAGAAACUUUGUAACCAUGUUUGUGGUAUUUGUACUGUUUGCAGUCUGCUGGGCUCCUUUGAACUUUAUAGGCCUUGCUGUGGCUAUCAACCCAGCCACUGUAAUCCCUAGGAUUCCAGAGUGGUUGUUUGUAACUAGUUAUUACAUGGCAUAUUUCAACAGCUGCCUUAAUGCUAUAAUAUAUGGACUCCUGAACCAGAACUUCAGAAGAGAAUACAAGAGAAUUAUUGUCAGUUUUUGUACAGCAAAAAAUUUUUUCCAGGAUAGUUCUAAUGAUGUGGGAGACAGGAUGAAAAGUAAACCUUCUCCAUUAAUUACGAACAACAAUCAAGUGAAGGUGGACUCUGUGUAAAAAGGGGAAUCUUAUUAUUGUCACUCAACAGCAUUCAAAUAAAGAACUGUUUUAUUAGACGUACUGUUAAAUAUUAUAGUGAAAUAUCUCCUACACUGAAAGCACUUUGAUCCAAUUUCUUGCAUGGUAUUUUGAAACUCAAGUUACAGGGACUUGACAUGCAGAUCCUGUUAUACAAUGGAACAUCUCUUGUAUAAUAACACAAUGAUAUCCUUGAGGGAAUUACAAAGUUAUGCAUGGAUACUUCCUUCUCCAUCUCCUCCCCCUUAAAUGGAGAUAAACAGCUAGAAAUAGAUUGAAACAGAAGUGUCCACAUCACCUGGCUCAAUAAAAGAAAUCACAAAACUAUUCCUACCACUUUCAGCUGCUUUCUGGCCAGGUUGUGGUUCUGAUUCUAAAACCUCUGAGAACUUCUUUUAAAAGAUGAAAUCAGAAAUAGAUUAGGAAAUGUGAAGUGAGAAAUCAAGGUAAUUGAAAAUUCAUUAGGAUUUUUGACAAGCACCUCUAUCUAUAUUGCUUUGUUCCUAACAUGGACAUGAUUAUUAAUUUUUUUGAAAAUUAAACCCUACCAUCCCUCCUAGAAAUGGUAUUCUUAAUUGACUUUUCAGUUUUAAAAUAGCUUUUGGGAGGAGAAUUAUACCUGACUGAUUAUCUUCGAAGUUACAAGGGCAGGAGGACAAACAGCAAGGAAAGAAAAGAGCCAUGAUUCAUCAGCUCAAGCUGUUUGGGCAUGAAAAAAUGUGUAGGAGGGUUGGGAAGAGAAAUUCAAACCACCAUUCUUUCUGGAGAGACAGUAAGUCAUAAAAUCAGGAAGCGCCCCUGAGGAGUUUCUGGGGAAACACCUCUUAGAAACAUAAGCAAGGAAAAACUGUUAUUUCUCACCUGUGUACGGUACAGAAGUUCUAAACCUCUGUAAGAAGAAUAAUGAUGCAUUUAAGACAAAUGGUGCAUGAGGAUGAUAGUUUUGUCUGGCUGGUAGAAUCUUAACCUCUUGAAAACUUGGGAAAUGAAAAAUCUUUACAGAAUGAGAAUUUAACAUCUUUGACACCUGAGAAUAGCCUGAGACUAUGGGUUAUUUUGUAAUCUGCCACAGAUAAGCUUUUCAAAAUAAUAAUCAGGGGUUUAUCGCAAUGAUGAACAGAGUGUGAUAACCUAGAACAAUUAGACACUUCUAAAGAGCAGAAAAGAGAAGAUGCUACUUAUGACCCUGGUACAAGGAGGAACACAUGGCUUUUAGAACAGGAUUUGCUAAGUGGACUUUCCACAGAUAGCAGGCGCCUCUUCAUUGAGGGGAAGCGUAUACUGUGACGUAAGGAAGAAUAGCCAGACAAGCUGUCUGCUGCAACAAUAUAUCCCUGUUUAUAAUGAAGUGCUCUGGUGGAGAAAAGUGAUUCACAACAGAAUCCACCUUCAAAUUGACCUUAAUUUGUUCUGUAAAGAUGCUCCAACUGUCGUACCUUUUAAUACUCAAGUGUUCAUACUUUCACUGAUCAAGUACACUUGAGCUUUCCAAGCCAAUUUCAAACAUUUCAACUGGACUAAGAUUUUCUGAAUAGUCAUCAGAACUUCUGUUAUUCUAUAUUAAAAUGUGGUCCUUACCUAAACCGUUUGUUUAAAUUAUUACUUGAUUUACCAGAGAUGUUUCUGAGCCUAUAUAUCUUAGAAAUCAACAGUCACUCUAUGUCAUUUCAUUCCUUAAACUGCACACAAAUCGAUCAGCAUUUCAUCAUUCUUGGAUCAUACCUUGACUUAAUAAUGAACUAAAAGGGAACAAAUUCAUAUUUACUUGAAAACCCCAUUGACACUUUGUCAAUUGAGCAGUUUCUUACCUUAAAAACAGGUGCCUCAUGCCAAGUUGGGAAUGGAACUAACGAGCAACAUUGUAAAACCCUGCAAAAGAACUAGAAAGUCAAUGUAUUGCUGAGGUGCUUGACUCAUCUCUGUUUACAUUUACCACAGAACCACUGUGUAAAUAACCAGCUCUCUUCUGUUGUAGUAUCAUCAUAUGAUGCGAUAUGAUACAACAUGACUAACAGCAUAAAGUAUAUCACAGCUUUCUUCACUGUGAUUUCAUCCUUGAAGGAUACUUAGCUCUGUAAUUUUAUUGCUUUGUGCGUAGUGAUUGCAUAGUAGCAAGGGAGUUCUGACCACCUUUGUAAGAAAAGUUUCCAUGUAACAAAAAAACACUGUUUAAAUUCUUACAAAACUUGCCUUAUUUAAAGCAUAUUUUCAAUGAAAAUAAUGUCUUAUGAUGCAUCUAACAAAGUAGCAUAAAGAUAGCUUAAGUAGCUUAAUUAUUAGUAAAUUUAGAAUUUAGAAUUCCUGAAGAUCUUUCACUUGCCAUUUCCAACAGAAAGUGUACAUUUGACAUGUCUAAAUAUAUAUGAGCCGGUUCAAGAUACUGUAUCCAAUACUAUUGGUUAUCUGAGGAAUCAAAGUCCCCUGUAAUUCACAAGUGCUAAAAUAUAUUUUUGAUGAUGGUAAAAAUGGUUUGCUAUAUACAAUAAAACAUACUACACCAAAGGUAUAUAUUUUAUUGCAUAGGCCUGUAAUAGAAAUGGAGAGCAUUUUUCAGAGCUGAUAUUUUGAAAUAUUUGUAUUGAACCUAAUCACAGAAAUGUGCAUG